UCUGGUUCUUAUUUGUUGAUCAAUAUUACACAAAUAAUGCCUUGGCUAGAAGCAAGCAUUAAAAUUAUGUAGAAAUACCAUAAGUGAUUGUUUAAAAGGGUACUUAACUUUAAAAAUGGUGAUAAAAAUAUGAUAUAAUUUUCAUGUGAGUAGUGUGUGAAGUGAAACUAAGAAAUUAUGAAGUUUUCGUUCCAACAUCGAGCAUUUUACUGCUAUCUUGGAAUGAGUGUAUGGAUAUGUUUUCUUAUAACUGUUGUAUACAAGUACAUGUCUGUUGAAGAAGAUACAGUGGCACUAAAAGUAAUCCAACCUGACUAUGCUUCUAAAACUGACUCAGAGUAUCGAAAGCUGUUUCUACGAGCAUGCAACCCACCAGACAGUAUUGUCAGAGGAUCUGAAGCUGCUGUGGAUGCAGAUACUUGGUUGCUACAAGGGGUGAUAGUGGUGACUAGACACGGCGACCGCGGGCCUCUCACUCAUCUGAGGGGAGGAGACAAGCUUCCUUGCGAUACUGUGCCUGUGUCGCCUUUGCUCAAAAGUUAUGAAGAGUUUGUGCUAAACGCAAGCGUUUCCGGCCGUGCGUGGUGGGUGACUGCCCCAGGGCCGUUUCACAACUUUCCCUCUCUGCCUCGUGCCGCUGCCACACAUUGUGCUUUGGGUCAACUUACACCAACUGGUGUUCUGCAGAUGAUAACUGUUGGAAAUAUUAUAAGAGAAGCGUAUGGUGAUAAAUUAGGCAUGGAACACAUGGAUCUGACCGGAAAGCGUGAAAUGGGUGGUAUUGCAUACAGCACUCGAUACAGACGCACGUUCCAAUCGGUGCAGGCAUUAGCUUGGGGCAGCACUCGAUCCGCUGCUGCCGCCAAGGAAGCGCACAGUGUGGCCUUCUGUUUCCGCCACUGUGCGUGCCAAGCGCAACAUUCUCUUGCCAGAAAGAUGAGUUUUCAAUCAAUACUCCGCUUGGAAUCACACCCAAACUUUAAGGAAUUGAUAAAAAAGUUAUCAAACGUAUUAUUCGAAUCUCAGGAACACGCCGACGCGGACGUAGUCAGAGACGCACUGCUAGCUUACAUCUGCCAUGACGUACCGCUACCGUGCUCCCAAAACCAAAAGAAAACCAAAAAGCUGUCGUUGAAUAAAGAAAAGAGAAAGCUCCGUUCGGAAUCCGUCCCCAGAAGGAAUCUAUUAGAUGCAGACAUCGAUAACUUAAACAUAGAUUUGGAUUAUAUAAACCAGUUGGAUUUCAACAACGAAAUCGGCAGAAAAGCUAGAGAUAUCAUAGGAAAGUACGACAAGAAACCACCUUUAGAUUUCGACGCGCAGAUGGAAAGGGAAAAACUUUUAUACUACCAGCAGAAAUACAUGGACAACAUGGCAUAUGACGAUGUUGUCAUAGUGAAGAAAAAUCUAGACGCAGAUUUCAACUUUCCAAACGACGCUAGGAUGGAUACAGAUUUCGACGAUGACUACAAAGAUCCUACACCAGAAAACACAGAGGAGUUUUGCAUAAAGAAAGAACAUAUUAUGACCCUUUUCCCGUAUUUAGAAUGGAGCUACGAGCAGGAAUUGAACAAUAUAUAUAAUAGAAAACGAGGUUUGCUUCUAGCGUACGGUCUCAUACACAAUAUAGUGCAAAAUAUGAUACGCGUUAUAUCUGAGAAUAAACCGAAAUUAGUCCUCUAUUCUGGACACGAUAAAACUCUCCAAGCGCUUAUAACGGCUUUAGGUUUAAGUAGUUAUCACCAUUACAACAUACAGUAUGCAUCGCGUAUGAUUUUUGAAGUGUACAGGAGAAGGGAUUUGAGGGAUGAGUUCAAAUUCUCCAAGCGGAGGGCAAUCGCUCAAGAUUUUUAUUUCCGCGUCGUUUACAACGGCGAGGAUGUGACGGACAAACUUAGUUUUUGUAGGAAUAAACAAAAUGUCAUAAUGAAAGUCCUAGACCCUAUAGAUGAUAUGAAAACGUAUAAUACAUAUCUGUGUCCAAUAGAGAAUAUAGUUAGGUUUAUACAUGAUGAUUACUUCGCGGCAUUUAACGUUAGUAAUUUCAAAGACGCGUGCGCUAUUGCUUACAGCCAUGGAGAUCUCGUAUUUUAAUUUUUUUUUUACCAAGUUUUAUGAGCGUUAAUUAAAGGUGAAUAUUUCGCAUACUGACAUCUGCCUUAUCCUGUCCCACUUCUGGGCAUAGGUAUCCUAUAUCAUAUAAGUAGAAGUUUUAUAUGGAUUAUACCAAUGUGGAUUUGAGGGGUGGGUUCUUAUUCUUUUGCCGUUUGGAAGGCUAAGUAUCCAACGCAUGGGCGUACUCAGGGGGGCAGGAGAGCCUCCCCUUGAAAUCCUCAGCAAAUUUAAAAACCCUCCUAAAAAUGUAUAGAACAUACAGACAGACAAACAAAAAUGAAAAAAUAUACAAUUUUGGCUACAAUAUCGUUUAUAGAGGGCCCCUCUAAAAAAAUUUUCACAAAAUAACCGAGGACGAUCUGUUCUUAAAAAAAUUCACUCCUGGAACAAAAGCUGGGUACGCCCAUGAUCUCACGUACUUAAUUUGAAGUCGAGGGUUAGGCAAUCUACUCCAAUAUGGACUAGAAGGUACAUACGUGGGCUGGAGGGGUAGAUAACGUACUCCAAUGCGGAUUGGAGGUGUAGUUCAGUGCGGUUUGAAAAUAUUCUUAUACCGAUUCGAGGGGUUAGUAAAGUACUGCUAAGUACCUAAUGUACUUCUAUUCGGUGUAAUGUGUUAGGCAACCUAUUGCAAUGAAGAUUGGAAGGGUAGAUGACAUACUCCAACGCGGAAUGGAGGGUUAGGUUACCUACGUACUCGAAAUGGAUGCUUAGGUUAGAUUACUUCGACUCGUAUGUAAUAAUUACUCAAAAGAGAAUCUUAGCGUUCUUAACAAGCGGGUCCCUAAACACUUAUCACGAGCGGGAAUAUCUGACAACUUCUAUACAACAGCAGCAGCAGACCAAGCUUUGCUCGCCAAUGAAAGUGGUUACGCACAAUAUAAAUAAAUAAUCUAACUGCGACAGUCGCGGCGUCGUGCGACUGUCGCGUCAUCAGAGAACCAUGUUACUGUUUAAAUAAGGUUUGAUGUAACAGAAAUUUAGGUUCUCGGUAUUCAAUUAAUGUGUUCAAAAUCUUUACUAUCAUAUCAUUACCAUAUUCCAGGAUGUA
Molecule: messenger RNA, 3166 nt
Organism: Pararge aegeria (speckled wood butterfly)
Lineage: Eukaryota; Metazoa; Arthropoda; Insecta; Lepidoptera; Nymphalidae
Exons: 7
Coding region: 178-2094 (638 amino acids)
Biological process (GO): dephosphorylation
Molecular function (GO): phosphatase activity
Source: RefSeq, a predicted model, not a curated record